ACAGGGAAGGUCCUCUUCAGCUACGGUUACGGAUUACUAUCAGUGUUUCUCUUUCAUUAAUCGUUGCUGUGAUUUUGUAUCUAAGAUACAGAUGCCGCAAGUCAAAGAAUUGUCGAAAAAUAUGUUUGGGAUUUACCAAGACAUUUCCAAGAAAAAGACAAGCGACUCGUCAUGGCGAUGAUAUAUCACUCAGCUCCAACAUGUCUACUUCUGAAAAACAUCUACAUGUCAACUCAUCACAGGUAAGCCUAAUUCCACCUGAACCCAACAGACAAGACGAACAACAGAGUAGGGUUAAAGGAGAAGAUACUUCUGUAGCAAUGCUCUCAGCGGUUGAAUGCGCUACGGUCAACAAGGAUAAUCACGACACUCGAGAUUCGUCUACAGACCUCAUCAGAUGCGGAUCACGGACAGAUUAUUUUUACACUGACAUACCCACCAAGUUGACUCAGAUCCCACCGUGUGUUAAAUCACACACCAUGAAGAACCGACCACUCCCGGACUGUCCAAAGGGUGGAUUAAUCAAACCUCCUGUACCUCCACGCAAGGCUCAUACCUUAACACGCACUGAUCAGCUGAGAAAUUCUGACACGUACCACAAGCCUUGUACGCCAAAUAAUAUUCACUAUUCGCCUACCUCUAUUCGGGGGAAGACACAGACAACCAAGAAGGCACCCGGUGGGUCUACGCCUUACGUGAAGCCCAAAAAAAGCAAGCGUUAUCAGAAUAAUGGCUUCCCGAAAAACAAAGAUGAAAAUAACCUUGAAGAAGGUACCAGUACUGAAUCAUGGCAACACCCGGGUGGCAACCAACUACCUCGAAGUUCUUCAGAUGUGUCACCAUCAGAAAAUAUCUCUGACGUAACCAGAAGUCAAACCAACCUAGACCAAGAUAAACCUAGGUUUUGUGGAGAAGGUAUGAAUUUUGAAUCUGAUUCUUCUCCUCAAAUCGCCCCUAUUGUUCAAGACGUAGUAUACUGUGAUAUUGAGGAAAGAUGUCGGCCGAAUACAGACCAGGUGUCCAAGGGAAUCCUUGAAACUGAAGGAUUCAAUGAAAAUGAGAAAUCAUCUAACAUUCAUCAAUCUUGCAACAUGUAUCACACAUUGGAGUCGACAAACUCCAAUGAGAGUCCAGUUGCUUGUCCAGAAUAUGAAUGUAUUGAUAACAUGGGUAGAACCGAUAAAUCUGAUCUUGCGUAUGAUCAUUUUAACUUUUUUAACGUCAAAUAAUUAGCAAUGUAACUUCACGCUUCAAAAGCAUACGCAAUGAAGGUUAACCUCUCACUGCAUA
This is a messenger RNA of Lytechinus pictus (painted urchin), 1290 nucleotides long. RefSeq lists its product as uncharacterized. The transcript has 2 exons. Lineage: Eukaryota; Metazoa; Echinodermata; Echinoidea; Temnopleuroida; Toxopneustidae. The record is from RefSeq and is a predicted model, not a curated record. The coding region runs from base 201 to 1229 and encodes 342 amino acids.